Molecule: messenger RNA, 1392 nt
Organism: Coccidioides posadasii C735 delta SOWgp
Lineage: Eukaryota; Fungi; Ascomycota; Eurotiomycetes; Onygenales; Onygenaceae
Source: RefSeq, a predicted model, not a curated record
CCCGAUGUUUGUCACCAACACCUAGAAUGUUAUUGUGACUGCUUUGACAAAUGAGCCAUUCCUCUCAUUAGGCAGAAUGAAGACGCGUGGCCGAGGCCUCAAAAUAUUUCCUUUUUAAAGGGAAUAGCCCUCAUUUGACGCAGAGGAUAAAAUGACAUUGGCGUCCAUGCCAUGAGAAUCAAGGGCUAUCUUCUAUUCAGAUACUUUCAUCCAAAUUACUGAAUUAUUUGAGAGUAAUACAGAUCCUCUCUCGAAGCAUAGUAGGAUUGCUCGAAGACCUCAAGCCAACACAAUCUAUGCACUGAACUCUGCCACAAAAUGUCUCGCUAUGCGGAGGUCCACAAACAACCGGCGGGUCCAGGAGACGCCCGGCCGACUGCCUUGCAAGUAAUCGAAGAUGAAGGUUUAGAAGGAAACAUGAAAGACAAGGUUUUUCUAAUCACUGGCUGUUCGUCAGGAAUCGGCAUCGAGACCGCCCGCGCGAUCGCGGCAACCGGCGCCCGGGUUUUCCUAGCCGUGAGAGAUCUUACCCGGGGACGAACAGCCUGCGAAUCUUUCCUUGACCCGGGUCGCGUCGAGCUCCUACAGCUGGACACGAGCUCACUCUCCUCCGUGAAAGCCGCUGCCUCGAACUUCUUGGAGAAAUCUCAAACCCUCAACGUGCUUAUCUGCAACGCAGGCAUCAUGAUGAUACCCACAUACGAGGAGUCUGCGGAUGGGUUUGAAAUCCAACUCGCGACCAACUAUCUGGGCCACUUCUUGCUCUUCUGGCUCCUGAAGGAGGCCAUGCUCAAGGCCUCCACUCCUGACUUCAACUCGCGUCUCGUCAAUGUAUCGAGCAGCGGCCACCACGCGUCGGAAGUACAGUUUGAGGAUAUUAAUUUUCACCGAGGGGGAGCGUAUGCGCCUAGCAAAGCCUAUGGCCAGAGCAAGCUUGCGCAGAUUUAUAUGGCCAACUAUGUCGACCGGCAUUAUGGGCCUGCUGGCCUUCACGCGCUGAGCUUGAUGCCUGGGGGGAUUUUUACGAACUUGCAAAAGCAUGUGCCGCAAGAGAUCAAGGAUGGUUGGACAUCAAAUCCUGAGAUCAUGAUGGUUUUAAAGAGUCACGAGCAGGGCGCAGCAACAACGGUGGUGGCGGCAGUGGCAAAGGAGUGGGAAGGCCGGGGUGGAAAGUACUUGGAGGAUUGCGAGGCCUCCAGUCCGGAGGCCCUAGUGCAAGGCUUUCGGGGAUUCAAGGAGUACGCCUUUGAUGAGGGCAAGGAGGAACGGCUGUGGGAACUUACGCUUGACAUGCUCGGACUUGCAGAAGCAUAAUUCAGGGUGUGAAGUCGGGGAUUAACCAGCUAGCUCGAUAUAGGCAAUGUCAAAUGAUGUGAAUGAAUUGGCAUAACA